Messenger RNA from Anopheles marshallii, 1056 nucleotides. RefSeq names its product probable cardiolipin synthase (CMP-forming) (gene CLS). The transcript has 2 exons. NCBI's taxonomy places the organism in Eukaryota, Metazoa, Arthropoda, Insecta, Diptera, Culicidae. Gene Ontology annotation, molecular function: cardiolipin synthase activity. Gene Ontology annotation, cellular component: mitochondrion; membrane. Bases 1 to 1056 code for a protein of 351 amino acids. The record is from RefSeq and is a predicted model, not a curated record. Gene Ontology annotation, biological process: cardiolipin biosynthetic process.
AUGUUGCUAACACUCGGUACGCACACACUGCUAACUAUUUCCGGCCGUUCAGCGCUGCCGGGAUUGCUGUUGCGUAUCGCUUACCACCGCUCCCUGUACGUUCCCCGCAGCUGGAUCGGUCGUGGUACGCGCGGACUGCUUCCAGGGAAUGCGCGACGUCUGGGUACACCUCGCUUUUCGUACGACACACAACCAUGGUUCGGUCGAGACCAAACCACUGCCAGCGCACUGUUGUCAUCCGCCAGUUGCGGUAGCUAUCAGCGGCGCUAUUCAUCCAACCUGAAGAAGAAGCAACCUCGCGUAGUCGCCGUCAAGUCGGUCGAAGGUUCGGAACUGCUGCAGAACGUGCUGCAAAAGAACAAACAACUGCUACAGGAAAAGCGUGACGUGCUAGUGCGGGACAUCCGCGAGCGCAAAGAAAAGGUAAAGGAACGCGUCGAGGAGGUAAUCGAGCGGGAAAAUAUUGCCACCGUACCGAACCUGCUGUGUAUAGGGCGCAUCGUCGCAUCGCCCUAUCUCGGCUACGUGAUCGUACAGGGCGAGUUCCGGCUUGCGAUGGGUAUGCUGAUCGUCGCGGGACUAACCGAUCUUGCCGACGGAUUGAUUGCGCGCCACUGGCCGAGUCAGGCUAGCCGGCUCGGGUCAUUUCUCGAUCCGAUGGCGGACAAGGUGCUGGUCGGAUCGCUCGUUAUCGCGAUGUCUUACAUCGAUUUGCUCCCAAUGUGGCUAACCGCAAUGAUAUUGUUUCGGGAUGUGUUUCUUAUCGGGGCCGGUUUCGUCAUACGCUACAUCAGCCUGCCGCAACCGCGCACCCUUUCCCGGUACUUUGACGUGACACACGCAACCGCCCAGCUGGCGCCAACCUUCAUCAGCAAGCUGAACACUGCCGUGCAGCUGGUAACUGUUGCUGCCACGCUCGGUGCACCAAUCUUCAACUACGUCGACCAUGUGUAUCUUCACGGGCUGUGGUAUUUGACCGGGUUUACCACCGUUGCGGCUGCCGCUAGCUACCUCACCAGCAAGGACACGUACAAAAUACUACGCAAAAAAUCGUAG